Messenger RNA from Cynoglossus semilaevis (tongue sole), 2514 nucleotides. It is a transcript of the gene tapt1b, whose product is annotated as transmembrane anterior posterior transformation 1b. The coding region runs from base 82 to 1800 and encodes 572 amino acids. The transcript is spliced from 14 exons. NCBI's taxonomy places the organism in Eukaryota, Metazoa, Chordata, Actinopteri, Pleuronectiformes, Cynoglossidae. Gene Ontology annotation, biological process: positive regulation of cilium assembly. The record is from RefSeq and is a predicted model, not a curated record. Gene Ontology annotation, cellular component: endoplasmic reticulum membrane; ciliary basal body.
GUGUACGCAGUGACGUCACGAUGUGUGACGCAUCACCACUCUUUUCCUACUCCCAGCAGCAGAUGAGCUUGUGUGGUGAAGAUGGCGGAAUCGCUAUCGGCAGGUCUAGGAGAGGAAAAGGAGGAGAAGGACAAGGAGAAAGAGAGAUGGACCGCUAAAUCCGAGAAGGACAACAAUACCGACCGGCUAAGGGAGACGUUAGGAUUCAGUGAAAAAAAUGGUGGCAACAUAGGCAAGAAACGCAACCUGUCAGACCUGUCUCUGGUACGGUUUGUAACUACUGAGCUCACCAGAGGCUAUUUUUUGGAACACAAUGAAGCCAAAUACACAGAGCGGCGAGAACGGGUUUACACCUGCCUUCGAAUCCCCAAAGAGCUGGAGAAGUUGAUGACUUUUGGCUUCUUCCUGUGCUUGGAUGCUUUUCUGUACGUGUUCACGCUAUUGCCCCUCAGAGUAAUUCUGGCCCUUCUACGGCUCCUCACACUGCCAUGCUGCGGCCUCAGUGGUUCACGUCUGUUGCAACCAGCCCAGGUGUGUGAUGUGUUGAAAGGCUUCAUCAUGGUGUUGUGUUAUUCCAUGAUGAGCUAUGUGGACUACGCCAUGAUGUACCACCUCAUCAGGGGACAGUCUGUCAUCAAACUGUACAUCAUAUACAACAUGUUAGAGGUGGCCGAUCGGCUGUUCUCAUCAUUUGGUCAGGACAUUCUGGAUGCUCUGUACUGGACGGCGACCGAACCAAAGGAGAAGAAGAGAGCACACAUAGGUGUGAUUCCUCACUUCCUGAUGGCCGUGCUCUAUGUCUUUCUUCAUGCCAUUCUCAUCAUGGUUCAAGCCACCACUUUGAAUGUUGCCUUCAACUCACACAACAAGUCUCUGCUCACCAUCAUGAUGUCAAACAAUUUUGUGGAGAUCAAGGGAAGUGUGUUCAAGAAGUUUGAGAAGAACAAUCUCUUCCAGAUGUCAAAUAGCGACAUUAAAGAAAGAUUCACCAACUACAUCCUGCUGCUCAUCGUCUGUCUGAGGAACAUGGAGCAGUUUUCUUGGAACCCUGACCACCUGUGGGUGCUGCUUCCGGACGUGCUGAUGGUCAUCGCGUCAGAGGUCGCCGUAGAUGUGGUCAAGCAUGCCUUCAUCACUAAGUUCAACGACAUCAGCGCUGACGUGUACGGAGAAUACCGAGCUAGCCUUGCUUUUGAUCUUGUAAGCAGCCGUCAAAAGAAUGCUUACACAGACUACAGUGACUCUGUGUCCAGAAGAAUGGGAUUCAUCCCUCUGCCUUUAGCUCUGCUGUUGAUCAGAGUUGUGAUGAGCUCAGUGAAAAUCCAGGGUUCACUCUCCUUUAUGUGUGUCCUACUGUUUUACCUGGGGAUGAUAACUCUUAAAGUUCUCAACAGUAUCAUUCUACUGGGGAACUCAUGUGCGUUAGUGAAAGAGGCCAACAUGGAGGAGAAGCUCUUCAACCCCCCGCCGUCUGCCGUCUCCAGCCGCGUGAACUCCAGAGCUAAUCGAGCCAAACAUGUGCACACAGUACCUCAGCAUGAAGCAGCAGCAGCUGCAGACAAAGGAGGAACAUCUGUGUCAUCAGACAACGCUCAUCUUCCCACCAUAGAAGAGACCUCUGAACACACGAUCCCCAAGAGCGACUCGGACACAUUCCUGACAACGCCCGACGGCGAGGACGAGGACAAAAUCAUCAACACAGACACAGGACUGGAAGGAGACGGACUCACCAACAGAACCCCCAAGAAAGAUUUGUUGGAGAUCGAUCGCUUCACUAUCUGUGGCAACAGAAUAGACUGAGGGCCACGGGAACAGACAGACAAACAGUCGAUGUCCUGGAAACACAGCAACAGUUCAGGGAUCAAACACGGGUCAUGGAACAUGCUCAGACAUAUGGACUUAUUCUUGGGCACCUGACCUAAGUAUUUAUUUAUUUAUUCUGGAGAAAACCAGCUAAGGCAUAAAGCUGUUACUACAAGCAUCAGAAGCCCCCCACAGAUGUGUUCAGCUGCGUCAGGCAUUUUCCAGUUGGCUGUAAGUCAUGUGAUGCUCAUCGUGGCAAACCGCAGAAAUACACACUGAUGACGGGUGUACGCAGCUGGAACGGUGCACAACGGAAGAAGAAGUGUUUGUGUAAGAUGUUGAGAAGGAGUUGAGAGGCGGGCUGUGCUAAUGUGAGAUCAGAAGCACAAUCAAAGGGUGGAGUUGGUUUUUAGAUCUAACAGAAAACAUAUUUUUUAUUUUUUUAAGAAAACUUUUUUUAAUUCUAAAGUAUGAAAAACAACAUUUCAAAUCCAAUUUUUACGGACGUUGUCGGACCGUUUUCUUAAAAAAAAAUCAACAAAUUUAAUCUGUAGACUUUGUUUUCAGUCACUGAGUGAAUGAACAAUGUCAUCAGCGUAUAGAGUAACACUUCACUGUCAUUGAAAUAACUGAAGCUGUGCCUGUUUGUGAAGGCAGACAUUGAAGCAAAUAUUCCUCUUUUUUUUGUUAAAUUAAAUACUGUGAAUUAAG